UCCCGAAGUCAGUGUGUCGACUUGAGGAAGGCAUUCCCACCCCCCCGAGAUGGCGUCCACGCUCCCAACAACCGGGGCCCAGGGACCAAUGCUGUUUGAGGAUCUGGCUGUGUUUUUUUCUCAAGAGGAGUGUGUGAGUCUGCACUCUGCCCAGAGGCCCCUCAGCAGAGACACUGCACAGGAGUGUUCCGAGGAUAUGGCCUUGAUGGGAGCGGAAGGCAAGACUGAGAUUACUCAGCAUUUAAAUCUAGACUCUACAGGAGUUGAAGAACUUGCCCCAGAAAACUCCUCCGUUGCUGUGCCCCUUCUCGGUUACCCAGAAAAAUCUUCUGACACUGAAGGUAGAGACUCUGAAAGGAGAGGAUCAGGUGGAACUCCUGCUUGCAAGAAAAGGUUCAUAAGCCUAUCGGUUACCAUUGAAAACCAUACCCCAUUCAUAGAACUUUCUCAGUGUUUGGGAACUACAGCACUUUCUGAAAUUCUUGAAUUUCCUAGGGAAGAAGCUGGAGAUUUAUAUACAUGUCCUGAAUGUGACCAAAGCUUCAAUGAUAAUUCAUGCCUUGUUUUGCAUCAGAGAACUCAGUCAGGACAGAAAAAGUAUAAAUGUGGUGACUGUGGGAAGAUUUUCAAUCACAGAGCCAACCUAAGGACACACAGGAGAAUCUACACUGGCGAGAAGCCUUGUAAGUGUGCUGAGGGUGGCAGCAGCUUCCGCCAGCACUCACAUCUGUCUCGGCACACGAAUAUCUGCAUAAAGGAGAAACCCCACACAUGUGGCAUCUGUGGGAGAGGUUUUAUGUGGCUCCCAGGAUUGUCACAGCAUCAGAAAGCCCAUGCUGCCAAAAAAGCUUAUGAAUGUACCGACUGUUGUAAAUGUUUUGGUCAGAAAACAAAUCUUGCUUUGCACAAGGAAACGCACAUGUCAGCCACCCAGGACCGGUAUGCUCAGUGUGUGAAGGCUCAGUGUGAGCAGCCCUCACACCCUGUCCUCCCCACGCAGGGCCAUGAGGACGACUCUGAGGAUGACUCUGAACACUUUGGUGACUGCGGGGAAAAUUUGCUUUUGUUCUCAAAAUUCAAACCCUUAAAAUGUCCCGAGUGCAUGAUGACCUUCCUCCGUGUCUCUGAGCUUAUUUCGCAUCAGAGCAUUCACAGAGGGGAAAAGCCCCAUCAACGUAAAACAAAUGCAGAAAGCUUUAUUUUGGACUCAGAGCUUGCAUGCCACCGGAAGAGCCACACAGGAGAGGAACCUUUUAAAUGUACCACGUGUAAGAAAAGUUUCAGGUUGAAUAGAAAUCUUGUUACUCAUCAGCAAACCCACAAGAAAACCACCAUGUAAAUAUAGCCAGUAUGCAUUCCCACUCUGCUUUUCCAUAUCUGUACUGAAAACUGGGGAAUAGUUGUCCUUUACAUGCCAGGCACCUGAUACACAUUCCAUGCCCUGCACCCCACCCUUGCUUUGGGUACUGUGAUUUCUACUUUAGAACCAAGGGAGCAUAAUCACUGUCCCCGCCAGUGAAUGAAGCCAGGAUUCUAACUCAGGAACUCACCCACUGUUCAGAUACCAUUUGUAUGAACCAGAUAAUGAUACAGAACUUUUUUUUUUUAAUUCAGUUUUCAUUAAAGUGAAAGUUUUGCUGGAGUUCUUUUAAUUUUCUUACAUGGUUUGUUCACUUUUAGAAGGAGGAGAAUUUUAUCUUAUUUUUUGCCAGGUCUGCAGAUCUCCUGUCUAGGAAAGUAGUACAUCUGUGUGUUAGACUUUUUUGGGGCUGUAACUGUCUGAAUGUAACAUUUGUUCUAAGACCUGAUAUUUCAUGUGUUAAUUUCUGAAGUGAUUUGGAAGCUUGUAUUUCUGGUAUGGAAAUAGUUUGGUGGUUAUGAUGCUAAUUAGUAUCUGUGGAGUUCCCU
Molecule: messenger RNA, 1908 nt
Organism: Hyaena hyaena (striped hyena)
Lineage: Eukaryota; Metazoa; Chordata; Mammalia; Carnivora; Hyaenidae
Gene: ZNF597
Product: zinc finger protein 597
Biological process (GO): negative regulation of transcription by RNA polymerase II
Molecular function (GO): DNA-binding transcription repressor activity, RNA polymerase II-specific
Source: RefSeq, a predicted model, not a curated record